Messenger RNA from Liolophura sinensis, 2947 nucleotides. RefSeq names its product chromatin target of PRMT1 protein-like. The coding region runs from base 135 to 947 and encodes 270 amino acids. The record is from RefSeq and is a predicted model, not a curated record. Lineage: Eukaryota; Metazoa; Mollusca; Polyplacophora; Chitonida; Chitonidae. The transcript has 7 exons.
GGAAAUGGUAAUUGUUGGCAUAUCAUUCGCCUGUCAGUGAUAAGUAAUAAUCUGUAACUUAUCGACAGAUAUCCCUGGAUUCCAAAGCCAUCCAACUGUGAAAUUUUGUAGAAGAAUUAAACCAUUGGAUCAUCAUGGCACAAGUUCCAAACAAAAUAGUGCUCAAGAGCUCAACAAAAAUGUCUCUCAACGAACGCUUCACGCACAUCCAGAAACAGCCCAAGUCACCGCCCACUCAAAAUGCCCGCGCCAAGAUGGCUGCUCAGCAACAAGCCAGCGUACAGAAUCGUCGUCUUGCCCAACAGAUGGCUAACAGGCCAUCAGUCCAAGCCGCUCUGAAAAUUAAACAGAAGAGUUUGAAACAGCGACUUGGGAAGAGCAACAUUAAGGCCAGACUGAAUCUACCAAACGUUCCCAGAGGACGUGGGCGUGGAGUUGUCAUAACAACAGGACGUGGCAGAGGCAGAGGCAGAGGACGUGGAGGAAGUCAGGCCAACCUGACGCAGGUUGGAACUACAAUGAACCGUGGAGGGACAGGGUUGCGAAGAGGAUUUAGAGGCCGAGGACGAGGUGGCCUGCAGAGAGGCCGGGGCACUCUGACCCGAGGGGGAUUUCGUGGCAGAGGAGGAUUUCAGAACAGAGGUCGUGGUCAAGGAGACCAAGGGUUCAGCCGUCCAUGGCGUUCUCGAGGAAGGCGAGGUGGACGAGGCCGUGGAGAUUGGAGCGGGUCCGGCAGUCCAUCUCCGUUUAGAGGCACAGCCAGAGGGCGUGGCCGUUUCAUGAGGGGGCGUGGUCGUGGGGGAAGGGGGCGUGGCCGAGGAGCUGGAGCCAAUCAGCAGCCAGACCGAGAAACUCUUGACAACCAGUUAGAAGCAUACAUGUCCAAAACGAAGUCACAUUUAGAUGCUGAGCUGGAUGCCUACAUGACGCAGGCUGAACAGAGCUGAAACUUGGCUAUGUAAGGCUGAGUUGUGACUGAACUGUUGUGCUUUUUAAGCACAGAAAGACUCGAUAUUGUGUAUAGAACUGCCUUUAUAAAUGUUUUUAUUGUUAGAAUGACUGUCAUGUCUAAUCUAUAUUUUUAACCUGGUACAGAUGUGCACCUCUAAACAUUUCCUGUGUCUGGACUGAACACAGUAGCACAGCACAACAGAGGCUUGGACAUACGUAUUAGAAUCUGUGUGUGUACACGUGGACAGACUUAAGAUUAUCUUGAAGGUGACAACUCUCACAAAGUACAGGAAACUGUAGAAACAUGCCAUUUGAUGUAAAGUGGCCAGAAGUCUGGGGUGUUAUGAAUUGUGUCUUGGUCAGGUGAUUAGAAGUCCUAGAGGCAACUCUUCAUAUUUUUACUUCAUGUGACACUAAUCAGAAUUUUAGUAGUGGGGAUGAGUAGAAAGACACUGCUAUUCACUUCAAACAUUUAAUGCCCUUUUCUUUGCGUAGAUGUUUCAUCGUUUGGAAUUUGUUAAUGUGAUGCAGUCAUUUUUAUUUUUUUUUAUUGGUUGCCAAUUAUUAUCUUUGUUGCGAAAACCUUUCCUCGUUUAUUCGAGUUACCAGUUGUUUGGCUCAGUAGCAAAUUUUGUUUCUUGCUAAAUAAAUAGCUUUGAUGGAAAAUUUUUUUUCAUGAAAUGAAACACUGACAAACUAAUAGCUGAAUAAGUGAAAUACAGAAUUUCAUUGGCAGUGAAUAGCACUGAAAAGAUAUGCACUACGAUGUUUGCUGAAACACUUCUGAGGUGACAAAAGGCCACCAUCUUGUCGAAUUUGACUGCUGCUACCAUAUUGUCACAUAAUAACCUAUUGCCAUAUCAGAAUAUCUGUUGAUUUCAACCAAACUAUUUGCCGUAUCUCAUGCGAGGAGUAUUGAAACAUCAACUGCGACAUUGGCUAUGGUAUAAUGUCCAAGAAUUGUACUGUUUUCACGAUCUGUGGCCAUGGGUUGAUCUAGCUGAAUAGUUCUGGGUAAUCUUUUGGUAUGCACAACUCUCAGUUGCAAAUAACACAUGUUCAUCACGUUAAUUAUGUUAGCAUUUGAAAUCCCACUUCUCAUCUCCAAACCUUGUGCCAGGCUCACUAGGCCUAUGGAUCAGACAAUGGUAACGUCACAUUGAUUUUGAGUGUCCACACAACAGAUGUUGUAAUCAAUGUUUUAAGGAUGUUCAUGGUGAAAACGUGUAGGCAUGAAUUGCUUUUCAAAGUAAGAUGUUUGACAUAAUCUGGCUAUUCCGUUAGAACAGUGUUGCAUGCUCAGAGUAAGCUGUUCCUGUCCAGUCUGGAAAGUUUACUUAAUAUUUCAGGAUGAUUAAAUGCUCAUUGGUGAAUAAAUAUUAGAGUUUGUCCACGUCAGGAAAAAGGGGUAUGGGUUACCAUUUCCGUACAAGUGAACUUUUGUUUUUGACUUUUUGUUUUUUAAAAGUUGUUAAAAGACUUAGUUAUUUUUAAAAGAUUUUUAAACGGCUGUUGUCUAGAGAACCGGUUGUAUAGCACAUGGCAGUUUUUGGUAAACUGUUUAUUAUCUCUUAUGCUGUUAUGAUUAUAACACAACUGGAAGCUCGGUAUAUCUUGUGACAGUAAAAGCAUGAAAUAGCGGUUGUAAGGACAAAGUGUAUUCUUAACCUAUCCGAUUAAUGUUCGGAGUAAUAUUGACCACUCUGACUUCUCUAUUUGGAAAGUAUUCAUGCACAGUGUAACCCACCCGAUUCUUAAUGCUUGGACAAAAUGAGUGCGGUGAUCAGUGCGUCAUAAAGAGCGUCAUAAAAUAACCUGUAAGCUGAAAGAUAAAUCUUACUUUUGGUUUGUUUUGAUGUGUAUGUUUCCUUCUUAUUGACUGGAUGUAAAUGAACGUACUCUGCUGCUCCUGUCCGUUAUCCUGGAAACUGGUAAAGUUGCCAGUUUUGAGAGAUUGUAAGGUAUGCUUUAGCAAUAAAACGUAUGUAUUAUUUUA